Molecule: messenger RNA, 1120 nt
Organism: Theobroma cacao (cacao)
Lineage: Eukaryota; Viridiplantae; Streptophyta; Magnoliopsida; Malvales; Malvaceae
Product: mediator-associated protein
Source: RefSeq, a predicted model, not a curated record
AAUCCUAACUAGAAACUUUUUUUUUUUUUGCUUCAUCUUCUUCUCCCUCUAACCCUAAUUGUUAAUGCCUUUGCUCUUUGUGUGAGGGUGAGGCAUUUGUGCAUUCACGAGAGGUAAUAUGGAUUCGGUUGAAAUAAGCAGUUAUAUUCCUCCGCCAGAAUUCGUGGAAGAUUCGUCGGAGCAACUUGUCGAUCUUACUUUGUCGGAGUCUACAGAGCUUUUCCUCAUUCAAUGGCCUCUUCAUCAACAUCCUGAAAUUAAUGGCAAAGAAUUUACUCUUCAGCUCGGUCCUGAUGGAAAGUUGGGCAGUCUUAUAGAUUCUGCUGGAAAAGCAUAUGAUUUUGUUAGCAGUGCAUCUCAAGAGCCGGAUGCAACAGUUAUCUUAUCCUCUGCAUCAGAGUCCAAAAUCGUUGGGAAGAUUUCACGGCGUGUUUCUCUUGUCCAUUACAUGGAGCCUGAAGAAUAUGAAAAACUCAGUUCUGACAAGAGACUGAUGUAUCAGAAAUCAUCUGGAUCCUUAACGGCUAAUUCUUCCAAUCCUUUUGUAACUCCUAUGCCUAUCAAAGGACGGAAAAACUCACAGUCUUGGGGGCGUACUGUCAGCACACAUAGUAGUAGACAUAAAAGUACUAUCUCUGGAAUCAAUGAACUAUCCAAGCCUUCAAAAAGAAAACAGGAUCGUGAAUCUACUGGAUCCUUGAACCAGUCAGCACAGAGUCAUGGGACAACUCCAUUUUCAGGGUCAUCAGAGCAUAGAAUUGCCCUUGACCGAACAUCUAUUUUUUCAGGGCGCUCAGAGCCUUCUCACAAAGGUAAAUCAAAAAAGAAAGCAAAAAAUGAGUAGUAAUGUCCCUGACAUUCUCCCACUCGUCUCAUCUAUCUACAUAUUUUUUCCUUCUUCUUAUUUUUACUUUAUAUAUGCCUAUUUCUUGACAUUGAGUUUAUCAAAGUUACUCUAUUUUUCCUUAUGCUUGCAAUAGAAAAUAUCAUCGGCACUUUAGGCUUCUUGAUCGUAGAGAUUUUCUCUUCAAUUUCAACUGUCAAGACAAGUGAAGAGGCUUCUUUGAAUCCUUUUUGUAAUGCAAUAUUACAUACAUAAUCUAAUGUUCAUUUUGGUGUA